AUGACAUCUUUUCUGGUAUCACCUUCAACACCAACAGGAUAUCAUCGUCGUAUUGAACUUGCUGGUAUGGAUCUGUGGAUCUUGGCACGUAUUAAUAAUGUAUUUGUUUAUCCAUCUGAAAUAAAAAUUGAUCAACUUAAAGAAGCACUUAGUCGAACUCUUUCUUUGUGGCCAUUUGUUGCUGGUCGUACUGCAUUGGAAAAUGAUCAACAUUAUAUCAUUGAAAUGUGUAACAAUCCUAUUCCAGUAACAUUAGUCGUUAAUAAUGAUUUGAAAGAAUGGCCUCUGGAUUCAAAUGUUAUUGGAGAAGUAAAUAAUCAACUAUUUUCAACAUUUAUUGAUGAAGUUCAAGUAACGAAAUUAUUUAACAAUCCAUCCUAUGAACCACUUGUUCGCUUAAAAUUAACUCACAUUGUACAAAGUGAUGAAUGUGUAUUAGGUAUUAGUUGGUAUCAUCCGUUAGGUGAUGCUGCUGCAUGUCUACAUUUUUUCAAUACAUUAUCACGCUUUUAUCAACAAAUAGAACCUACACAACCAUUAUCAAUAUUUAAACGACGUUUAUGGCGAGAAGAUGAAGCUGAUCAACCAUUAAAUCUGCAUUUCUCUGGUAAACAACUUGCUACGUUACAAACGUUAGCUGGUGGAAAUAGUGUAACAACACAAGAUGCACUUACAGCAUAUAUUAUUUUGACACUUAAUACAUAUUGUUAUUAUAAUAAUGAUGAGCGUCGUAUUUUACAUGCAAUUACAAUUGUUAAUAUUCACGGUGUUUCGGAUUUCAUCACCACACAAGGUCAAGUUUACAAUUCUUUAUUCAUGAUGUUAUCGGAUGGUUUUGAUGAUCCGUAUUCAUUAUCAAGUAUUGCAAGGACAAUACGUCGAUCGAUUAUUCAAUUACGUGAUCCCAAAGUCCUUGAGUCCGGGAUAGCUACUGUUGAUGGAUUAAUGAGAAAGAAUGUUAGAAAUAAUAAAUUCCCGAAUCCACAGCUUGUUCCAAAUGAAUUUGCUGUCAAUUCAAAUUUUAGAUAUGAUUGGGCAGAUUUAGUUGAUUUUGGUUAUACAGAUAAAUGCCGAUUUUAUACAGCUUGGACGGGUGCAUUAUAUUCACGUGUAUUUCGUCUUAAUCCGGAAAAAGAUGGAAACAAAUGGUUACCAAGAGAUCGAGAUGGAGCUGAAGUAUCAUUUCGAAUGGAAAAAGAAUUGAAAGAAAAGUUUAUUAAUGCAUGGAAACGAGACAUUAUGGAAAAUUUUUAA
Molecule: messenger RNA, 1254 nt
Organism: Rotaria sp. Silwood2
Lineage: Eukaryota; Metazoa; Rotifera; Eurotatoria; Philodinida; Philodinidae
Source: the annotation of a GenBank genome assembly